AUGGCCUCGGAGGAGAUGAAAGCGACGGAGGUGGCGGCGCUGCUGGAUCUGAAGCCGCACCCGGAAGGCGGCUUCUACGCCGAGACCUUCCGCGACGGCUCCGUCACGCUCACCACCUCCCAGCUCCCGCCCCACUACAAGGUUGACCGUGCUGUUAGCACUGCAAUCUACUUCUUACUUCCUGCAGGGAGUGUUUCACGUCUCCACCGCAUUCCCUGUGCUGAAACCUGGCACUUCUACAAUGGAGAGCCUCUCACGGUCUUUGAGCUUCACGACGAUGGUCACAUUGAUCUUACUGUCAUUGGCCCACACCUUGAGGCUGGCCAGCGCCCCCAAUAUACCGUGCCACCAAACGUGUGGUUUGGCUCCUUCCCCACACUAGACGUCGAGUCGUUCGCAUCUGAUGGCAGCGUUCUUGUCAAAUCUCGAAAGAGGGACCCCGAGCUGCAUUACUCCCUUGUUGGAUGCACCUGUGCCCCUGGCUUCCAGUACGAGGACUUUGAAAUGGCCAAAUUUGAGGACGUGAGUUCCAUUGCUCCCAAGGCUGAACCCUUCCUCAAGUUCCUUAUUCCCUCUACCGAGUAA
Messenger RNA from Miscanthus lutarioriparius, 585 nucleotides. The record is from the annotation of a GenBank genome assembly. NCBI's taxonomy places the organism in Eukaryota, Viridiplantae, Streptophyta, Magnoliopsida, Poales, Poaceae.